AUGGACAGAGCUUCCCUUGAACUGAAAGGCAGCAGGACCAGUGGAUAUGAGAACAAUCAGAGCCCAGCUAUGUUUGGGGAUCAUAAGUUACAUUCUGUUCCAAGGUGCCUUCUCCCAAAGCCCACCAGUUCAGAGCCCUGGAUUUCAGCAGGGUAGUGAGUCUCCCAGCUUCACAGCUCAUGCAGCACCUCAGUCCACCACAGGCAUCACAGCAUCUUUGAGGAUGUCCUCACUGGUUACCACAGUGAGGGGAGUGUCAUCAAGUCCAAGACCAUCCACCUUGCAUAACCUCCAACCUUCUUCCUUUGGCCCUACCAUGAAGACCCAGCCACAAGAAGCCACUUCUGGGCGAGGCACAAGUGCCCCAAGUUAUAAAAUCAGGGAAAGAUCCCAGAUCUCCACUUUUUCAGUUACAGCCUCAGAUAUCCCCAAAUCAACUAUAAUGGACUUGAGAACAACUGAAAAACCUAUCUUGCCCACCCCAACAUCUGAGACUGUGCUUACUGUGGCAGCAUUUGGAGUCAUCACCUUCAUCAUCAUAUUGGUGGUUGUAGUGAUUAUCCUGGUCAGUGUGGUCAGCCUGAGGUUCAAGUGUCGGAAAAACAAAGAAUCAGAAGACCCACAGAAGCCAGAGAACUGUGGAAUGUCUGAAAGCUCUGCAGCCACUGGGGAGAAGGACACAAGCAUCACCCUCAUCUCUAUGAAGAACAUCAAUUCAAAUAAUAACAAGGGCUGCUACACAGAAGAGAAGGUUCUUUAAAGUUGACCCUCAGCGACAAGGACCCAGGAAGCAGCUACUCCAUGACUGUGAUGUGGAUUGUUGGAAUGAUGUGGGAAGGAAGUAAAGGCACGAUGCAUUCUAUUCAAAUUAUUUCAUUUCAAACAUCCACACUUGAAUCUCAAAGGACAUAAACCUGUUUAGAUUUGAGAGCAGAAUCUCCCAAUUUUGAAUAUAAGCAAUAACUCCAGAAACAUAACCUAUUCCUCCCACUUCUUUGGUGUCAUAGAGAAGAGAUAUCUACAGGGCAGGGGCAAAUAGGUCUUAUGUUUGGAGUAGAGAAUAUUUGUACUUUUUAAUAGAAUUAAAAUUAUUUUUUGGUCUGCA
This is a messenger RNA of Gracilinanus agilis (Agile Gracile Mouse Opossum), 1105 nucleotides long. It is a transcript of the gene ECSCR, whose product is annotated as endothelial cell surface expressed chemotaxis and apoptosis regulator. Lineage: Eukaryota; Metazoa; Chordata; Mammalia; Didelphimorphia; Didelphidae. The coding region runs from base 47 to 760 and encodes 237 amino acids. Gene Ontology annotation, cellular component: cytosol; plasma membrane. The transcript is spliced from 10 exons. The record is from RefSeq and is a predicted model, not a curated record. Gene Ontology annotation, biological process: positive regulation of endothelial cell apoptotic process; negative regulation of angiogenesis; positive regulation of proteasomal protein catabolic process.